Molecule: messenger RNA, 734 nt
Organism: Penaeus vannamei (Pacific white shrimp)
Lineage: Eukaryota; Metazoa; Arthropoda; Malacostraca; Decapoda; Penaeidae
Source: RefSeq, a predicted model, not a curated record
GAACAGGUGACAACUUUAACACGUGAACAUUGGCAGCGCUGUCCGUAGCAGAAGGCGAAGGGAGAACCCAAACAUGAACUCGUCCAACCCAGCAGGAAAUUUACCUUCCCAACAGGGUUACCCUCCUCCCGUUCCCGAUCAGCAGUUUCAGAAACCAGUGUUCAACCAAGAGGAGCUGCGAGUUCUGAGAGAAUGCAACCUAGAAUCAUUUUACUAUCGCUGUGUCCCUCUUGCAGCAGCUUUUACAAGUGCAACAUACAUAGCCAUGCGAAGGGGUAUAUUUAAAGUGAGUGAGAAGUUUGGGUACACACCAAAAAUGUUGGGUGCUGCCUUCAUAGGGUACUUUGCUGGAAAGCUGUCCUACCAGAAUGCCUGUGCAGAGAAGUUGAUGAAACUGCCCAACAGUCCUGUAGGAGAAGCACUUCGCAAGAGGAAAGGGCGGCUAGGAUUUCAGGAGUCUUUAAGCAUGGAGCCAGGGUUUUCGGUGGCAUUUCCAGGGGAAAAGGAUGGUUCUGGGUUCCAGCAGCCGAUUUUCGAUGAUCAUAGACCAGACUUGAGGGAUCACAAUGAGGGCCUUGAUGAAUACCAGCGAGGAGUCACAGACUCAUUGACACCAUAUACUGAGGUCCCACUAGAGUCGGCUCAAAGCUACACCACAUAUGAGGAACUUAGACGCCAAAACCGCGAAGAGUAUGUCAAUCGGAUGGCUGACAAGUACCGCAAGCUUCCAGCAG